Molecule: messenger RNA, 728 nt
Organism: Diabrotica balteata
Lineage: Eukaryota; Metazoa; Arthropoda; Insecta; Coleoptera; Chrysomelidae
Source: the annotation of a GenBank genome assembly
UAUCGAUUCUGAUAUCUAUCCAAGUGUUUUGAAAAGUAUAAAAGUAAAAUUAUUAUGAUUUUUAAGACAUAUUUUUGAGUAUUUGUUACAAAGAUUUUAAAGAUCUAACAAUAUGUUAUUUUUUACUGUGAUAUUCUUGACGGUAGCAUCCACACUCGGUCAAAUUCCAGUUGAUCAGUGCCCAGAAGUAUCGGUUGAACAAAACUUCAACGCUGCUGCAUAUUUGGGUAAAUGGUAUGAACAACAAAAGUAUCCAAUCAUCUGGGAACUGGGAGGCAAGUGCAUUACUGCCAACUACUCUUUAAACAGUGAUGGUACAGUGAAAGUUUACAAUCAACAAACAGAUAUAUUGACAAAUGAAAAAAAGGAUAUAAUAGGAGAAGCAAAAAUUGAUUCUGAUAAAGGAGAAGCUAAAUUGUUGGUUACAUUCCAUAAUCCAGAGGUAACAGCUCCUUACUGGGUUCUUAGUACCGACUAUGAAAAUUAUUCUGUGGUGCUCUCAUGUGAUAAAGCUUUUGGUAUAACUGCAGAAACCGUCUGGAUACUUACAAGAGCUCAGAAUCCAUCGCAAGAUAUUAUAGAUGCAGCUCUCAAUGUAGUCAAAAAGAAUAAACUAUCUGAUAAUUUACUAAUAAAGACAGAUCAAGAAAAUUGUAACUAAAUUAUGUCCUUUCUUUCCUUGUUCGAGACUAUUUUAAAUAAAUAAAUAUAUAAUUUACUUUACUUUU